GCCCGCGCUGGCGUUGAGGUGUCGAGGCGGUGCCGGUGUGUCCCUCACGGCGGCGGCAGGAGCCGCACGGGCGGUGCCGCUACGGGGACCCGCCCGCCCCCGCGCUGAGGUGCCGCUGUGUCGCUCGCGGCGGCGGCGGCGGCGGCAGGAGCCGCACGGGCGGUGCCGCUGCGGGGACCCGCCCGCGCCGCUCCGCCCGCGCCCCCCGGGCGCAGCCCGCCGGCCGUGAGGGCUGUGCCGCGCUGCCCCCCCCGCCCCGGGGCGCUAUGAGCCAUGAAGCCGCCCGGCAACAACUCCCUGCGGCGGCCUGGCUGCGGCGGCCGCGGCCGCCCCGCGCUCCUGCCGCUCCUCGGCCGCCUCGUCUCGCUGCUCCUGCUCCUCCAUGGCUCCUCUGUGCCCCGGGCCCGCGCGGCUGCAGCGGCCGCCGGCCUGCACUGGAAUGAAACAGCAAGUGGUAUAGAGGAAGUACUGGCAGAUGAAGAGAGUACAUUUCAACAGAGUAACAGCAGUAACAGUAAAAAUAACAGCUACAGCAAUGCAAUCCAGAAAGAAAUCACACUGCCUUCAAGACUUAUCUAUUACAUCAACAGAGACUCUGAGACCCCUUACCAUAUCCUGGAUACCAGGGCAAGGCACCAGCAGAAACAUGACAAGGCUGUACAUCUGGCCCAGGCAAGUUUCCAGAUUGAGGCCUUUGGCUCUAAAUUCAUCCUUGACCUCACAUUGAAUAAUGACUUGUUAUCUUCCAAUUAUGUGGAGAUCCACUAUGAAGAUGGAAAACCAAAAUUUUCAAAGGGGGGAGAGCAUUGUUACUACCAUGGAAAUAUCAGAGGUGUGAAGGAUUCCAAAGUUGCCCUUUCAACUUGCAAUGGACUUCAUGGCAUGUUUGAAGAUAAUACUUAUUUAUACUUGAUAGAACCCAUGGAUCUGACCCACACUGCAGAAAGUAAAAGUAGGCCACAUAUUAUCCAAAGAACUUACGGAACACAAGCCUCUAAGCAGUUGCGGGACCUUGAGACUGACUCUAGUUCUGAAUGGCCUUUUCUGUCUGAACUGCAGUGGUUGAGGAGAAGGAGAAGAAAGAGAGCAUUAUCUCGUGGUGUCUUUGAAGAAAUGAAAUAUCUGGAGCUCAUGAUAGUAAAUGACCAUAAAAUGUUCAAAAGGCACCGUUCUUCAACUGCAUACACAAACAAUUUUGCAAAGUCUGUGGUAAACCUUGUAGAUGCUAUAUACAAGGAGCAGCUGAACACCAGGGUGGUUCUCGUUGCUGUGGAGACUUGGACAGACAGAGAUCGCAUUAACAUUCACCCUGACCCUCUGCAGAUGCUUCACGACUUCUCCAAGUACCGGCAGCACUACAUCAAGCAGCACGCUGAUGCUGUGCACCUGCUCUCGAAUGUGACAUUUCAUUACAAAAGGAGCAGCUUAAGUUACUUUGGAGGUGUUUGCUCUGUGGCCAGAGGAGUAGGAGUGAAUGAGUAUGGCCUCCCUUUGCCCAUGGCACAGGAACUAGCACAGAGCCUUGCUCAAAAUCUUGGAAUACAAUGGGAGCCAGCUGCCAGGAAACCAAAGUGUGACUGCACUGAAUCCUGGGGUGGUUGCAUCAUGGAGGAAACAGGGGUAUACCAUUCCAGGAAAUUCUCCAAAUGCAGCAUUGCAGAAUACAAAGAAUUUUUACUUCGUGGGGGAGGUGCCUGUCUUUUUAACAGGCCAACAAAGCUUUUUGAAGCCACUGAGUGUGGAAAUGGAUAUGUAGAAGCAGGAGAAGAAUGUGAUUGUGGUUUCCGAAUGGAAUGCUACGCAGACUGUUGUAAGAAGUGCUCUCUUUCUAAUGGAGCUCAUUGUAGUGAUGGACCCUGCUGUAAUACAUCGUGUCUCUUUUUCCCACGAGGUUACGACUGUCGAUAUGCAGUGAACGAGUGUGACAUUGCAGAGUUCUGCACUGGGGAUUCUGGACAGUGUCCACCAAAUCUUCAUAAACAAGAUGGGUAUGCCUGUGAUUCUAAUCAGGGUCGUUGCUAUAAUGGUGAAUGCAAGACAAGAGAUAAUCAGUGCAAAUAUAUCUGGGGAUCUAAGUCUUCAGGAUCUGACAAAUUUUGUUAUGAAAAGCUCAAUACAGAAGGCACAACAAAAGGAAACUGUGGAAAGGAUGGAGACCGAUGGAUUCAGUGCAGCAAACAUGAUGUUUUCUGUGGCUUUUUGCUCUGUACUAAUCUUACUAGAGUUCCACGAGUUGGUCAAGUUCAAGGAGAAAUUAUCCCAAAUUCUUUUUAUCAUCAAGGACGCAUAGUGGACUGCAGUGGUGCUCAUGUUCUUUUAGAUGAUGAUACGGACUUAGGUUAUGUGGAGGAUGGAGCUCCGUGUGGACCUCAGAUGAUGUGUCUGGACAAAAAGUGCCUGCCAAUUCAGUCCUUGAACAUAAGCAGCUGUCCCAUUGGUUCCAAUGGAAAAGUCUGUUCUGGUCAUGGGGUUUGUAGUAAUGAAGCCACUUGCAUUUGUAAUUUCUCCUGGGCUGGGACAGACUGCAGCAUUGAUGAUCCUGUCAGGGAUACUGGUGGCAAGAAGGAUGAAGGACCCAAGGGUCCUAGUGCCACCAAUCUUAUAAUAGGCUCCAUCGCUGGUGCCAUCCUGGUAGCAGCUAUUGUCCUUGGGGGGACAGGAUGGGGCUUUAAGUUAUCAGAUGUUCAUAUGAACAUUCGGUACUGUGGUGUCAAGUCCAUAUCAAACGCUCUUAUUUUAGUUCUUCACAUGUUUCUCUCCCUCAUACAACAUUGUUAGCAGAAUAUCCUAAGUGAAGAAAGGCAGUGGUUUGGUCAGUAUCUCGUUCCUCAAAGGCUGUAUUUCUGCUGAAUAAAACUAGGAAAUAAAUAAAUAUAUGGUUUGGACAGAAUGCAUGAUGAGGUUUGUACUAGAACACUACACUAGUGAAGAUCAGGUUAGAAAAGAGCAGAUAAGAUAAAAGUCAAAAGAGUUAGAUUGUACUGGAAGCUAGCAUAGCUUCUGUCCUCUGUACCAUGUUCUAAGACUUUAUAAAAAGUCCCUUUCUUUAAUUAAAAUAAGCUCAGGUAACAAUGUAAUUCAGUGUCUGUUUUGUCCUCUUCAAAUGGGAAUAUGGUACUUCCCAUGUAGUGGAAGGACAAGUUAUGUCACCUGGAUUUUUCAUCUGCAUUGUUGAUUUAAAAGGACUGACUAAUUAGUUUGUUUAUCAGUAGUACUUGAAUUCAAGGACGCUAGACAGUAUUUAAAAGGAGGAGAUGGGGAGAAGAGAAGCAGACCUGUCCUUUUCCCAUUGAAACUGGCAGGAGAAGCAGAUACACAGCAGCCUUUAACUCACAUUUAACCAAGUUCUGUAAUAUUCAUGCUUCCUAGCUGGCAGUUUUGCAAGUUGGCCUAAAAAUUAUUUUUCUCAUCUCUAGUUUACCUGUAGUUUAGAGGACGAGGAAUUGAGAUACUGACAUAAGGGCAGCCUCAUUCCAAAGGAGCAUUAGUACAGUAAUCCUGGAGGGGAAAAGACUGAAAGAUGAAUACAAUAAUCUUUCAGAAACUAGCAGUUCUUAAGCAUUCAUCUUGCACAAAUCCAAUCACAGGUAUCCAAGCUAAAAAACCAAAAUCAAGGAUUCCCAAGAAUUUACCAGCCUCUGGAAGUCCUUUCAAAAAGAAGUUGCCUUUGCAUUAGUCUCAAACCACCAGUUAAAUCUUACGUAUGGAAUAAAUAUUGUAGCAGUGGUAGAGGUUAGCAGGGCUGCAGAAGAUUGAAAAUCCAGGGGUUGGUGUAGCUUUAGGGAAUAUAUGAAUUCCUGUUCUGUAUUUUUUGCAUGUUGGUUUGGUGGUGGUAGUUGUGUGUAUGCCCAAUGGUAAAACUAAAUGCAUGAGCCCCUUGCUUGAUGCCCCACAUAAAGCCAGAUACUGGGGAGGUUGCACCCAACUUUUGUUGUUGCUUCCUAAUGUCUUGCUGUUUGACAUAGGACAUCAACAUCGCAGGAGAUUGGAUGUCACCAGCUUGCUGCCCACUGUUAACAUUAGUUCUAAUCACACAACUGACAAAGCUGUCCAGUCUCCUUCGAAUGCAAUGUCUCUGCCGUCUUUUGCACCUUACUAAGAUUCACAGCACUUAUGGUCAAUAGUGUGGUAAGAGCUCACAAAGGCACACACACUUUUGUCACACUGGAUUCCAUACAGUAAAUUCUGGUGUAGCCAGAGCUGGGCACUUGCUCUGAGAACUCAAGCCUCUGCUGGCUGAAGUGUUGCCAUUCCUGGCACUUGUGACUCAUUCUCUUUAGGUAAACGUGUGUAUUCUUGGCCUAGUGCACGCGUGUUACUGGGAGCUGAAGAGUUCUACAAAUUUAGAGCACCACUUUAAAUACUACAGAAAUAAUUGAUUUCUGUGUGCCAGCAUGAUCUUUAAAGUGCACAAGGAAACCAGUACUUGGUAUCAUGCUGUAGAAAGCAUGUGACCAAAUUCCUUAAGUUACCCCUUGGAAAAGUUCCUGGUUAAACUGUCAGUGUGAGCCUUUUACUUUACUAUGACCUUAGCAAUGGCUUUGUUCCUGUUAUACCUAACUAAUGUCUUGCAUUUUUCUCUCUCCUUCUCCUUUUGAUGCAACC
Motacilla alba alba is the source of this 4605-nucleotide messenger RNA. It is a transcript of the gene ADAM23, whose product is annotated as ADAM metallopeptidase domain 23. Gene Ontology annotation, biological process: proteolysis. The record is from RefSeq and is a predicted model, not a curated record. Gene Ontology annotation, molecular function: metalloendopeptidase activity. The transcript has 27 exons. NCBI's taxonomy places the organism in Eukaryota, Metazoa, Chordata, Aves, Passeriformes, Motacillidae. Gene Ontology annotation, cellular component: presynaptic membrane. The coding region runs from base 274 to 2778 and encodes 834 amino acids.